Aspergillus versicolor CBS 583.65 is the source of this 901-nucleotide messenger RNA. RefSeq lists its product as uncharacterized. The coding region runs from base 90 to 515 and encodes 141 amino acids. The record is from RefSeq and is a predicted model, not a curated record. NCBI's taxonomy places the organism in Eukaryota, Fungi, Ascomycota, Eurotiomycetes, Eurotiales, Aspergillaceae. The transcript has 3 exons.
AAAAAAAAAAAAAAAAAAGAAAGCGAAAUAAUCAACCAGCUAUCAUAUCAAAGAAGUAAGCAACGAAGUUCUGAAUCCAAACCGCCGAUAUGUCCUACAACAUAGCCUCCUCCCCCGCGCUCUCCCCUAAUACCUCCAACAAACUGAUCUCCUUCCUGGAAUCCUUCUACCGCAUCAGCGACGACGAGUCUCAGCACGACGCAUACGUCGACUCUUUUACAAAAGAUGCAACACUGAUUAUGGGCCCCAAGUCUGCCAAGGGCUCUGAUGAAAUCCGCACACUCCGCCACGGCCUCUGGACGCAUGUUGCGUCGCGCAAGCACACGCCGACUAAGGUCUUCUUCGGUGGAGAUGAUGAGCUCAUGCUCUACGGGACGGUGAAGUAUACUCUGCGGGCAAACCCAGAGGGUCAAGUUGAGGUUCCGUGGGCGGGGAGGGUGGUGUUUGGGGAGGAGGGGAAGAUGAAGUUUUAUCAGGUCUAUCUGGAUCCCUCGGCUCAAUCAGGGAAGAAAUAGAGCGCGCUCGCGCUCUUGAUAUCAAAGAUGCAAAGGUGAUGGAUGGGUUUACGAGUACUACUGGACGGACCGGAUACUGAAAAUGACUGAGCCAUAUCGUUACGCAUGAUCUAUUCUCGACACCAAGGUGCAAGCGACGGAUACGCAGGAGACGUCAACAUCAGGGUGUUAGGGUGUUUUUAUUGCCCUCCAAUUGAACAUGGGAAUAUGAAACAUAAGAAAUUUAGAGCUCAGUUCAUUCCUCUCAGUAGCAUCAACCCGCUCCGUUUCGCCUGUUCCUUGUGCCGUAGAGCCAGCCCUUGUUUUAUUUCACCCUGGUCUCCUCAAGUCGAAAUGAUUCUUCCGUGGAUAUAGAGGUGGGAGGUAAAAAAGGAAGAGGAAAAAAA